ACUUCUUGUUGAUGAUUGAAAUUUUCAUGGACUUUGAUUUUGAUAUUUUGAUUUUCUCCACAAACACGUCAAAAUUUUGCAAGCUCAACUAUCAGGCAGCACCAGUUGCAGCUACACAUAUACACUGAACUUGACGUUCUUAUGACAAUGCCUGAUGACUGGGACUCUGACGAGGAUGACUCAGAGAUAGAGGCCCUUGUAUAUAAUAAAAAUGACAAUGAGAAUGACAAUGAAAAUAAAAAUAAAAGUAGGAAGAAGAAUAAAUCUUCAAGUCCCGUGUAUGUAGAGAUACCUCAAGCUAUACCAGGAGCUAUUAAUCAUCAUGAAAUUGAUAAAGAAAACUUAUCAACUUAUAUAUAUCCUACUAAUUUUGAAGUAAGAGAUUAUCAAUUCAAUAUAGUUAAACGAGCAUUUUAUGAUAAUUUAUUAGUGGCUUUACCUACUGGAUUAGGUAAAACAUUUAUUGCAUCAACGGUCAUGUUAAAUUUCUUAAGAUGGUUUCCUAAUUCUAAAAUUAUUUUUAUGGCUCCUACAAAACCUUUAGUAGCUCAACAAAUUAAAGCUUGUUGUUCUAUAACGGGUAUACCAGCUCAUAAAGUUGCAAUAUUAUUAGAUAAGACAAGAAAGAAUAGACAAGAAAUAUGGGAUUCAAAGCAAGUAUUCUUUACUACUCCUCAAGUGGUUGAGAAUGAUUUAGCAUCAAAUACUGUAGAUCCAAAAUCUAUUGUAUUACUUGUUAUUGAUGAAGCUCAUAGAGCUAAGGGAAAUUAUGCUUAUAAUAAUGCCGUUAAAUACUUAGAAAGAUUUAAUAGAUCAUUUAGAAUCUUAGCUUUAACCGCAACUCCUGCUACUACAGUUGAAGGAGUUCAAGAAAUUAUUGAUAAUUUAAAGAUAUCUAAAGUUGAAGUAAGAACUGAACAAAGUAUUGAUAUAAUUAAACAUAUGAAAAGAAAGCAAUUAGUUCGUAGAACUAUUAUUCAAUCUGAUGAGAUUAAUCAAUGUAUUGAUCUUUUAUCUCGAGCUAUUUCUCCAAUUCUAAAAAUAGCUAAUGAAAGAGGUAUUUAUGAUGUUACAAAUCCUCGAUAUAUUAAUUUCUUUACAUGUUUAGAAGCUACAAAAGCAGUUAUGAUGAAUAGAUCUUUACCUCAAGGAUUAAAAUGGGCAAAUCAAAAUGUUUUACUGAUUCUUGGAAUAGUUGGUCAAUGUUAUAAACGGUUAAAUAUUUAUGGAGUUCGAUCAUUCUAUGGAUAUUUUACUGAAAAGUAUGAAGAAUUCCAACAGAAACAUAAUAAGAAUAAAUCUACUAAUAAACUUAGUGCUGACUUUUACUUUCAUGAAUCAAUCAAAGAAUUAAUGAAAAGAGCUAAGGAAAUUCUUGAUGAUGAAAAUAGUUAUAGUCAUCCUAAAAUAGAAGCUCUAGUGGAUGAAUUACAACUAUUUCUUGAUGAAAGUACUAAUAAAGAUGAUUCAAGAGUUAUUAUAUUCACAGAAUAUAGAGAAUCUGCAUUAGAAAUUGUUCAAUCUAUUGAAAAAUUAGGUAAUUUUCUUAAACCCCAUAUAUUUAUUGGACAAGCCAAAGAGAAAGGUAAUGAAUCUGGAAAAUCUGAAAAGGGAAAGAAAUCAAAGGAAACUACCAAUAGACCAACCAAUCGUACUAGUUCUGAAGAUGCACAAAUUAAUGGUAUGAAUCAAAAAUUACAGAAAGAGAUUAUUAAAAAAUUUAAAGCAGGAACUUAUAAUAUUCUUGUAGCAACAUCGAUUGGUGAAGAAGGAUUGGAUAUUGGAGAAGUUGAUUUAAUUAUAUGUUAUGAUUCUACAAGUUCUCCUAUUAAAAAUAUUCAGAGAAUGGGUAGAACUGGUCGUAAACGAGAUGGGAAAGUUGUACUUUUAUUCUCCAGUAAUGAAGAAUCAAAAUUUGAUAAAGCUAUGGCUGGCUAUGAAUAUAUUCAACAACAUAUUAUGAAAGGUGAAUUAAUUAGUUUAGGACCUCAGAAUAGAAUUAUCCCUCGAGAAUAUGAUCCACAAGUUGAAAAGAAAUUCAUUGAAAUACCUGAUGAAAAUAAAGAAUUGAAAGUUGAAGAUGAUGCUGAUGAAAUCAUUAGAAUUGCUAUACAAUAUAUGCUUGGUGGAGGAUCUAAGAAACGAAAAUCAAAUGCUAAGGGCAAAUCAGAAAAGAAACAGAAACAAUUCUUUAUGCCUGAAAAUGUAGUUACUGGAUUUAGAAGUGCUACUAGUUUGGUAAAAAGAGUAGAUAUUGAUGAGGAUAAUAUAGAUAAGCCUCGAGAAAAGGAUUUCCUUGAUAAAAUCAUGGAUUCUGAUACUGAUGAUGAAAUUUCAGGGAAGAUAAAGAAGACUUCAAAACCAGCAGUUACCCCUGAUACUUCUAAUCUGAUUGAUUUGUCUACAUUGUAUGAGGUUUCGGAUCAUAGCAGUGACGAUGAAGAAAGGGUAACGCCUAAGGCUAACAGUGUCGAGGAAUCUGUGAGUGACCCGAUUAAGGAACCAUCAGUUGAGUUGUCAGAGGUGUCAGUUCGGGAACCAGUAGAUGAACCAGUAGAUGAACUAGUAGAAGAACUAGUAGAAGAGCCAGUAGAAGAGCUCAUAGAAAAGCCAGUAAUACCACCAAUAGGAAAACCAGUGAAAGCACCAUCAAAUAAUUCAAAUAUAGUUUCCUCCGCUAAACGGGCUGCUUCAUUCAUACCACCAUUGAUUCCCAUGAAAAAACGAACGCUUGGAAUCAAAAGACCCAAAACUGAUAUCUUGGGUCAAUUACAAAAGCAAAGUAAUAAGAUAAUCAGUAAGCCCUCUGUCGAAGAAACCAUCGUCAUUGAUGAAGAUAUAAUAGAAGACGAUAUUGAAAAAGAAAGUGGAAAUACUAGUAAUCUUGGAUCUAAGGAUAACAGUAUUGUUGUGGAUGAUGGAAGUAGUGACGAUGAUUUCAACGACAGCCUUGACGAAGAGCUCUUGCAUAUUCCAAUUCAGACACGUCAGCCAUCUGAAGAGUCUGUUGAACAGCGUAUCAUGAGGGAUGAAGAAUAUCCAUUAACGUUCAACAACAAUGAGGGAUUCCUUAAUGAAGAGCAAAAAGACGAAUUGUACACUUACUAUUAUCUCAAUUUAGGUCAACCACUUGAUGCCAUAGACCCCACAAAAGGAAUAAAUUCUCCAAAUUAUAAUUUUCCUGGUGAAACAGGAAUUAUAAAGAAUAGUAAAGUUACUCAACAGUUAUUUACCGUAUUAAAGGCUGCAAAAUCUCAUACGAUUCAACAGUACAAAGAUCACAAAGACAAGUCAUAUAUCGAUGACAAAGACACGAUUGAUUAUCUUAACAAAUUCGUAGUCAAUUAGUCAUUGCUAUUCUUUAUAAAUAUUAUAUUAUAUAUUAUAUAUUGUAUUAUAUUACAUGGUAUUGUAUUGUAUUAUGUCUC
Molecule: messenger RNA, 3428 nt
Organism: Scheffersomyces amazonensis
Lineage: Eukaryota; Fungi; Ascomycota; Pichiomycetes; Serinales; Debaryomycetaceae
Gene: MPH1
Product: 3'-5' DNA helicase
Exons: 1
Coding region: 142-3348 (1068 amino acids)
Biological process (GO): double-strand break repair via synthesis-dependent strand annealing; interstrand cross-link repair
Molecular function (GO): hydrolase activity; four-way junction helicase activity; ATP binding
Source: RefSeq, a predicted model, not a curated record